Molecule: messenger RNA, 1773 nt
Organism: Gastrolobium bilobum
Lineage: Eukaryota; Viridiplantae; Streptophyta; Magnoliopsida; Fabales; Fabaceae
Product: protein FAR1-RELATED SEQUENCE 5-like
Exons: 4
Coding region: 1-1773 (590 amino acids)
Biological process (GO): regulation of DNA-templated transcription
Source: RefSeq, a predicted model, not a curated record
AUGAAAAAUAUUGAGAAGUAUCAAAUUUAUGAUUUUUGCGAUGAGCAUAACCAUCCUUUGCAUCUUCUGGAGACAAGUCACAUGCUAAUAUCUCAAAGAAAAUUGUCUCAAGUUCAAGCUCAUGAGAUUGAUUUGGCUAAUGAUUCAGGCCUUAAGCAAAAGACUUCAUUUGAAUUAAUGAGUAGACAAGUUGGUGGAAGAGAAAAUCUUGGUUACACACGCUUGGAUCAAAAGAAUUAUCUUCGUAGCAAGAGGUUGAGAAAUAUGGCAUAUGGAGAGGCAGGAAGCUUAUUACAAUAUUUUCAACAAGAAUCAAUAGAAAACCCAUCAUUCUAUCAUACAGUCCAAUUAGAUAUUGAAGAACAAAUCACAAAUAUUUUUUGGGCUGAUGCAAGAAUGAUAAUGGAUUAUGAAUACUUUGGUGAUGUGGUUACCCUUGAUACUACAUAUAGUAACAAUAAUGCAUAUAGACCUUUGGCUGUUUUUGCAGGAUUUAACCACUUUAGAGGGGUGGUGAUUUUUGGAGCUGCACUUCUUUAUGACGAGACUUCGGAAUCAUUUGAGUGGCUCUUUAGAGAAUUUUUGAAAGCACAUAAGAACAAGAAGCCUCAAACUCUUUUCACAGAUCAAGACCAUGCCAUGGCUAAAGCUUUACCACGGGUAAUGCCCGAAACAUAUCAUGGUUUAUGUUCUUGGCAUUUGAUGCAAAAUGGCAUAAAGCACCUUGGUAAUUUGAUGAAGAAUGGGUCUCAUUUUUUGAAAGACUUUAGUUUUUGCAUGUACAAAUGCUCAGAGGAAGCUGAUUUUCAAAUAGCAUGGGAUAAAUUGCUGGAUGAAUACAAUCUUCAUGAUAACAAAUGGUUAAUAGGUGUGUACAAAGUAAAGGAAAAAUGGGCAAAAUGUUAUAUGAAAAAUACUUCCACUAUUGGCAUGCAAAGUACACAACUUAGUGAAAGCUUUAAUGCAGAUUUGAAAACUUGCAUGAAACCUGACUUGGACAUAAUACAAUUUUUCAAACACUUUGAAAGGGUGGUUAGUGAUAAGAGAUACAAUGAGCUGCAAUGUGAAUUUGAAUCUAGGCAAAAAGUACCAAGGUUGAAGAUGGAAAAUUCACCUUUAUUGCAACAGGUUCUUGAUGUCAAAGAUAUAAAGAAGUUGCCCAUUCAGUAUAUUUUGAAAAGGUGGACUAGGGAAGCAAAAAAUGGAUUUGUGAAAGAUACACAUGGCAAACAUGUUCAAGAAGAUGCUAAUCUUGAUAGCACACAACGAUAUAGGAAAAUUUGCCCUAAAUUAGUGAGAAUAGCCACACAAGCAUCUGAUUGUAAGGAAGCUUACUUCUUUAUGGAAAAGGCCAUAGAAGACUUACGAAAGCAAGUUGAUGAGAUUUGCAAGAAAAACUUGGGACUAGAAAAUAUUAAUGUUGAUCUUUCUUCCUCUUUCCCAAAUGAAAAUCAUUUCUUACAAGUCAAAGGAUUGAAAAGAAGAAAUGGUAUAAAGAAUUGGAGAAAGCGUCCAAAGAGUUGGGUGGAGAACCAACCCAAGAAGACAAAAAAGGUCCCAAAAAUUAGUGCUUCACAAAAUAAACAAUUGAAGGAAAACAAUGACAUUUCAAGUUCUCAUGAAAGUGAUCAUGGUUUUAAUAGACUUUUAAUGAGCGUCGCAUCCUCGAUAAGAAAUCCAGAGACAGGGGUUAUCCGUUUUCUUCUUCUUCUUGUUUCUUCGUCUUCUUCUGGAAAAGAGGUUGAGGAUGAUGACGCGGAUCACAGAACUUGA